Ambispora gerdemannii is the source of this 210-nucleotide messenger RNA. The record is from the annotation of a GenBank genome assembly. NCBI's taxonomy places the organism in Eukaryota, Fungi, Glomeromycota, Glomeromycetes, Archaeosporales, Ambisporaceae.
UGAAACUUGUAUUAUCAUUACUAUUGGAAUUGGUGCUAGUAUUGGUGCUAGUAUUGAUAAUAUUAGUAUUGGUGAUAUUGGUAUUGGUGCUAAUAUUGGUGCUAAUAUUAAUAAUAUUAGUAUUAGUAAUAUUAGUAUUGGCAGUAUUGGCAAUAUUGAUAUUAGUGAUAUUGGUGUUGAGUUUUGUUUUUACUUGUUUUUAUCACAAAA